GAUGAUGUCAGCGGCGGGCGGGCGCUCAGCCAUGGUGUGAGGGCAGGGACUGAGCCGGCCCGGCCCGGCCCGGCUCGGCGGCGGCAGCAGCACCAUGUCGGGCCCGAGCGCCGUGUCGGACCCGCAGCACCCGGCGCGGCUGCUGCGGGCGCUCAGCUCGUUCCGGGAGGAGACGCGGUUCUGCGACGCGCACCUGGUGCUGGAGGGCGAGGAAAUCCCGGUGCAGAAGAACAUCCUGGCGGCCGCCAGCCCCUACAUCAGAACAAAAUUGAAUUACAAUCCUCCAAAGGAUGAUGGCUCAACGUACAAGAUUGAACUCGAAGGGAUAUCUGUUGAUAUCAUGAAAGAGAUACUAGAUUACAUCUUCAGUGGGCAGAUCAGGCUAAAUGAAGAAACUAUCCAAGAUGUGGUACAGGCAGCUGAUCUCCUGCUGCUUACAGACUUAAAAACUCUCUGCUGUGAGUUUUUAGAAGGUUGCAUAGCUGCUGAGAACUGUAUUGGUAUUCGGGACUUUGCACUGCACUAUUGUUUGCAUCAUGUUCACUACCUUGCCUCAGAGUAUCUGGAAACUCACUUUCGAGAUGUCAGCAGCACAGAGGAAUUCUUGGAACUGACUCCUCAAAAACUGAAAGAAGUGCUGUCGAUGGAAAAGCUCAAUGUUGGAAACGAAAGAUACGUCUUUGAAGCGGUGAUUAGGUGGAUUUCUCAUGAUUCAGAAUCCAGAAAGGUCCACAUGAAGGAUGUGAUGUCGGCAGUGUGGGUGUCGGGGCUGGACGCCGCGUACCUGCGCGAGCAGAUGAUGAGCGAGCCGCUGGUGCGCGAGAUCGUCAAGGAGUGCAACAACAUCCCCCUGACGCCCCCGCAGCAGGGAGAGGCCAUGCUGGCCUCCUUCAAGCCCCGCGGCUACUCCGAGUGCAUCGUCACUGUCGGGGGCGAAGAGAGAGUAUCACGGAAACCAACCUCAGUGAUGCGGUGUAUGUGUCCUCUUUAUGAUCCCAAUAGACAGCUCUGGAUUGAACUUGCUCCUAUGAGUAUUCCAAGGAUCAAUCAUGGAGUAUUGUCAGCAGAAGGAUUUUUAUUUGUGCUUGGUGGUCAGGAUGAAAACAAGGGAACGCUAAGCUCUGGAGAGAAAUAUGAUCCAGACACCAAUUCAUGGAGUUCCUUACCACCAAUGCAUGAGGCACGACAUAAUUUUGGUGUGGUAGAGAUUGAUGGCAUUCUGUACAUUCUGGGAGGUGAGGAUGGUGAAAGGGAGCUAAUCUCUAUGGAGAGCUAUGAUAUUUAUAGCCGGACCUGGACCAAGCAGCCAGACUUGACCAUGGUUAGAAAGAUUGGCUGCUAUGCAGCUAUGAAGAAGAAAAUCUAUGCAAUGGGUGGAGGCUCCUAUGGAAAACUCUUUGAAUCUGUGGAGUGUUACGACCCCAGGACUCAGCAGUGGACAGCAAUCUGUCCUCUCAAAGAGAGGAGAUUUGGGGCAGUGGCCUGUGGAGUUGCCUCUGAGCUUUAUGUGUUUGGUGGGGUCAGGAGUCGUGAUGACAGCCAAGCCAGCGAGAUGGUGACGUGCAAAUCAGAGUUUUAUCAUGAUGAGUUUAAAAGGUGGAUUUACCUAAAUGACCAGAACCUAUGUAUCCCAACUAGCUCUUCUUUUGUGUAUGGAGCUGUGCCCAUCGGAGCCAGCAUAUACGUGAUUGGAGAUCUCGAUACAGGCACAAACUACGACUACGUUAGGGAAUUCAAGAGAAGCACGGGCACGUGGCAGCGCACCAAGCCGCUGUUCCCGUCGGACCUGCGCCGGACGGGCUGCGCGGCGCUGCGCAUCGCCAACUGCAAGCUGUUCCGCCUGCAGCUGCAGCAGGGGCUGUUCCGCAUCCGCGUGCCUUCCCCGUGAGCCCCGCUGCCAGGGGAGGAGACUGGAAGGGUCCUGCAGUCCACCAUAAUCUAGCUCUAUUUAAAGGAAAAGCUGAGAAAUUACAGCUGAAAAUUACACUGUAUGCUGUGCUUUGGUAUGGUAACUGUUUUUGUUUUAAAUGCUUACAAAAGCUUGAGUCUCAGUACUUGUUUGGGGAACAAAUAACUUAAGUACACAUUAAAGAGAAGAGGAGGGGGAAAAUAAAGGGGGAGAUCAAGGAAACGCCUUCAGUUGUAACCAUUUGGAGUUUAAACCGUGUUGUUGAAGGAGGAUUUUUGUGUCUGAAACUGGUGGGAAUCGUUUUCCUUUGGCGAAGCUUAUUGAAAAGCAAAAAAAAAAUAAGAUUUCAGGUGCGUUUCCCCUGCGGGGAACUGAUAAGAAUCCAUGUGCUAUCUGGAACUGGAUAGCUGUAAUAUACACAAGCUACACGAUAACCAACCUCCCUGGUGGGCUGCUGUUGGAGCAUGAGGCCACAGGAGGUGUUGGUCGUUGCACCUUUUAUUUCUAGUCCUUUCUCAAAAGAUAAGGUCUGUGCCUAAAAAAUGGUGGAGGUGUGUACAUACGGUUUUUCAUUCAUUUGCAACGGUUUCAUUCCGACAAAUAUUUUUAAUAUAUAUGAAAUGGACUAAUCUGAAAUGGAUAUGCCCCAGAAAAUGGAUACAGUACACCACCAAGAUGUAAACUAGUUUUUUUCUAUGCUGUUAUUCAAGUAGCCUGAUGAACUGGUCUGCAGGUGGGUGGCCGUGCACUUCUGGGUGGGCUUUGGUAGCUGUUUUCCUUGAAGUGAAAAGGGAAGACGUGUUUGGAACAGUUAGUGAUGAUUGCUGCUUUUGCUAAGAACAAAAGGACAAAUUAAAUAGACUGUGUUCCUUUUUACUUCAGAUUGCUUGCAAGCUAAGAAUGGUUUUGAAGACUGAGGAUCAUAGAAAGGUGUAUUUUAUGUCUCUUAGAACAAAGGUGAAAUAUGACAAGGAUAUAUUUAUUUUGCAGAAAACAUGGGGUUUGGACUACGAAAAAAUUUGUACAGUGUACCCAAAAAUUUGUACAGUGACUUUAAAUUGGGAUCAAAAGUUGGUUUACUAAUGAUUUCUGUGCUACAGUUCAGUCUUGUUUACUGCUGUCUGACUUUGAAAGCUGGGUUUUAUGGUGUGGUUGUAGUGAAGAACUUAGUAUCUUGCAUUUGAUUUCUUACUAAGCCUUGUUCUCAUCAGUAGUGAUAUUUAACUGACUUUUAUUUGUAGUCAAGAUCAGCUGGUAGAACAGUUUUACCUCAAUUUUUGAUUUCAUUGUUGUUGUGAUGGGCGGGACAUAACCUAUAUUUAUUUAAAAGGAAUAAAAUGGGAGAGAUGGAAAAUAGAAAUAAUACCUCCUGCCCUUCAGAUAAAGAGACUUUGUACAACCAGUAUUAUAACUACAUACAAGACUUUCCACUCUGCAACUUUGUGGACCUCAGACAAGCCAAACUCUGCCCUCAGUUGUGUUAGUGUAAACCCUCAUCAUCUUUAUUGAAAUCAUCUUACAUGUGUUGAAAUAUGAUCCCAAACUAGAUUAAAAUAUCGGUAUUUCACUAAAUAGUCCUUGAAGAGCCAUUCUGAAACUUAUUUCUGCUCAGCCCUUCCAUGGCACUGAUGUGGGGUUGGAAUUACUCUGAUUCCUGAGCACAGGAGUGUGGGAGGGUGGGGAAAAGGGCAGCAGCCAACCCAUUGACUUUUUUUUUUUUUAAUUUUUUUACAAUGCUGAAGUGCUGCAAAACUUGAAAUAUAUACAUCGAUUUUCUGACCUAUAUUAGUUGGCAUAUUAAAAAGUUUCUAUAUUUAUGCAUUGCAGUAAACUUGGUGUGUGUACAUAUAUGUCUUUAGAUUUUAAAUUUAUAUAUAAUGCUUUACUACAGAAAUGUGAACCACUCUUUCCAUCCUUGGCUGUCUUGUGAAAUAAAUCAAGUGCUGUUAGUUUAUCUAUAAAACUUCCCUUUUUUUGAAAAAUCUUACAUGGAUCAAUUUUUUUUCCUCAGACAAAGUGCCAAGAUCCCAAAUUCAAAAGUGAUGAAUGUUCCUAAGUAUCUGUUUCACUUUGAGCUCAGUUUUGUAAGUGGCUUGGAAAACUUUGGAAAAUGUUAUUCAGAAUAUUGCCAGCUGCUAUCUCCCGAGUCCCUGUAGCUUCCCAGCACACUUGAGGGCAUUCAGCAUCCAGAAAAUGUAAGUGAUAAAUGCACAUGAUAAAUCCAAGUAAAUACUCUAGCAGUGUUUUGCAGUUCAAGUUACUGAACCAAAUGUUUACACUUAGAGUAGGAUUAACACUAGGUGUUCUUAGUUUGUUUUUUUAAAAAAGAAAACAUAAAUAAAACAAACAAAUCUGCUGGUGAUUGGAGCGUGUUGCGAAUGCACUCAGUGAGAUUUGACCAAGAAGUUGAAGCCUCUGUAUCUGACCCAGUCACAAACUGAAUUUCUGAGCACACAGUACUCGUGUCACGUUCCACGUGGCUGGGAUCCAGGGCUCCAGGGAUGCUCCCCGGGGGUUUUGGGUGUUCAAGAUUUAGGCACUGCUGAGAUCUCCAAACUGGCUUGGCCUUGCCUAAGGGCACGGGACCAUUCCCCAUCUGCGUUAUCUGUGGGACUGAUCCAGGAGCUGCUCUGGCCUCUGUGUGUGCAGGAGGGAAGAGAUGUGACUUCUGGGGUCUGACUCCUGUCUGUCUGUCUGUCCAGCUUUGAUCUGUGAGUGCAUCCCUUAGAUUGUGCAAUAACCAGGCUUGAUUUCCCUCUGACUUUGGAGCAGGGCUUUGAAGCCAAGGCUCCCCUUUCUCCAGGGACUCUACCAAUGUUGGUGUAGGAGUGAAGAGGCAGAGCUGACCUGACUUUUCUUUCUCUUUUCAGAGGGAUGGUUGCCUUCAGAAGGGGGGAGGCUGUGAUGAUUACAGGGGUGCUGAGAGGAGAGAGGUCACCAGUUUGCUGAGUGUGUUGAACGUGCAAACAGCUGGAGAUUGAACUGGGUUCACUGGUAAAUGCCACCACUCAGCUGUCCCUGCUCUCCUGGCACCGUGUACCCCUGCACACGAUGGCUGAACCACAUGGGAAACAACUCAGAGUUUUUCUGAGUUGCAGUCCAGGGGUUUUAGGUGGUUUGGCAGUUUAGAAACUUAUUUAAGUUGUCCUUGCUUGGCACAGUGGCCUUAAUUCCUCCCAGCUCAUGAGUUGGCACUGACACUCAGCCAGGUCCUCCACAGGUUUGAGUGUGGAGCUGUCCGUGCAGGAUGAGCACUGGCUGGGCCACCUCGAGCUUGAGGCACUUGGGCUGGGCCUCUGCAUCCUUUUUCCUUUCCUUGCUGAGGAACUGGACCAACCCCAGCUACUGAAAUCAGGAAAUCACCAAAUAAGGGGUAGGAAUUGUGGAAGAUGGGACAAGUGGUAGCUUUCUUCUCCUCUUAUUCCAUCUCUUUUCCACAAUUCCCCCAACAAAAAGUUUCUUCUUCCUUUUUUUCAUGUGCCACAGAUAAUUUUGGAAAAAAAUUUGGAAUUGUUAAUUUUAGGGGACAAGUGGGGGGAAAAAAUGUAUGCUACUGUAAUUACACAGCAGUGUCCUCUGUGCUUGUUUUACUCUUGUAGUCUUGUGGCUGCUCUGCACAGCAGAGAGGGAUUACAGAAGCAAAGUGUAAAGUGCUGUUGCUCAUAAAAUAAAUCCUUUGAGUUCCCAAGGGAGGCACAUGCCUGGCCUGGCUCUGUUCCUUACCUUGCCUUGACAGAUGCUGGUAUUCCUAAAGAGUCAGGGUUGGAGUUCUCUCCCUUUCUGAUUUUAUAACCUGAAGAAGAGUCAUCCUGAAGUUUUCUGUUUUGCUGUACAAUAGCAAGGUCUGGUUAUCCUUAAAUAUUUUGUCACCUAGUCCUUAAAUUUUAGUUAUUGUGAAAAUGCUGUGUCAACCCAGCUGCUUCUGGUCAAGUGAAUUGCUGUAGUGUGAGGGUACUUCAUCUUUAAAUUGAAAGCAAAUUAAAACGAAAUUACACUAAAGGACAGAGGUGAAUCUGAAACCAAAAGAAGCUCAAAAUCAGCUUGCUGAUAGCUGGGGCAGGCUGUGUCCCUGGUGUUUGACUGCACAGCACGUGCCUGGCACACAGCCUGCCCUCAGCAGCAGAGAUCUUGAUGAAAAGAAGAGGUUUUUAUCAAAGCUGCUGAGCUGCCUGGCUUAUGAACUCCCCCUCCAGAACACACCAGGCAGCUCGGUUGUUUUGCAAUAUUCCUGGUGCCUGCAUGACUCAGUGAAUGCACAAGUACAGAGUGAGGGGUUUGGGGAGGUUUUUCCCUGUUUCAGCUGCAGUUUCUCUGUUUGCUCCAUAAAUGCUGUGGCCAUGCAGCCUGCAUGGGCUCUGCUACCGUGCAUGUGCCAUGCGGAGUGGAGGAUGCAAUAACAAAUGCAAGUUGUUACAAGUGCCAAACUUUUGGGUUCUUCUGUGUAUAACAAUAAUUCAACUGUUCUACUGAAAUGCAGAGAUGCUUAAAAUUCACUGUGUUCCAAAAAAGAGCAGCGGUUCUUUGGGUUUUUUUAAAUGAAUGCUAUUGAAAGCAAGGUAAAUCUACUUUUUUUUUCUUUUUUUUUUUUUUUUUGUAAUACUGUUCUGCAGGUUUGUGUUACUCUUCACAACUGCCUUGAGUAUCACUCCAUGUGAUGCAUAUGGACACUUUGCUCUUUAUUAAAGCACUGGUGCCACACAAGUAUAUAAGAAAAGGCAGCUGACAACAGGCUUUAGUAUUUAACAUUCUGUUUAGAUUAAGUGCAAUUUGUUUGCAUUAAUCGACCUGCAGAAAGGAAACUCUGCCCAGGGACACAGGCAGACAGCAUUGUAACUAAGGUGUGGUUUGGUGCCACUCACAGCGAUGCUUUCCAAGGAAUUAUAUUUAAUUUAGUGUUAAAUGGAUCCUUUCUGCCUCCAAUUUAGCACAGAGGAUUUGGGGGUUGUGUUCUCUUUAGCUCUUUGGAGUACUUAAAUGGCUGUUUCAGGUGGGUGGGAGGGGAGUUCAUUGCAUCCGUGUUUGUGGAAGCUGCUAUUUCCAUCUUCCCAAAGGAGUAUUUCCUUUUCCCGUUCAGGGCUGAGUGCAGGCCUGUGUUUCAUUUGCCAUUUUCUGCUGCUCUUCCUUGUUUUUUCUUGGAGCUGGGAGCUGUGUCCAUGGGUUCUGUGUUUCCAGGGCACCUCGCCUGUGAGAGAAAAGCACGGUGCUUGGGAAGGUGAGCUGGUAAAAGCUGGAGGCAGUGGAGUUUGGGGGAAACUCUGUUUUCUGUAGGAGUCACCUCUGAGUGCUCUGAAGUUUAUUAAUAAGUUUGGCACCUGCUCUCCAUCAUCCCUAUGGGUCAUAGGGUUUUAUUUUCUUUUUCUCCCUAGGAAAUUCCUUGCUGUAGGAAGGAUUGCAGCCAGGGUUCAAGGUGACACCUCUGACCAGCCAUGCCCAGCGUGGCUCUGCAGUCUGCUGCUGCUGUGCUCCAGCAAUCCAUUCUCUCAAAAUUCUGAUUAACAGGUUACCUAAAAACAUAGACUAAAGCCAUGCAAAGUGCCCAACUAAAUCAAUCCUGCUUAAAAGGAUUAAGGGUAAUAAGAGAAUUAAACUAUGAGCUACUACCAACAGGUGAUUAUGUUGAAAAAUUUAUUGAUGAUACAAAAUCUGAAUAAUAUUUUUUAAAAUUACUUAUUCUAGGUAGCUGUUUCUUAGUUAUAAAAGUAUUUGCAAUAGAUAAAGGACUUGUAUAGAAUAAUAUUUUGAGGUUAUUUGAAAUAAUCUAUUGAAAUGUCUUGAACAGUGAGCUGGAAGAUUGGAGCUUUUCAGGGGGAAAAGGCUAAAUCUUGGUGGUCAGCAGCUUUGCAGGGUUUCUGUGAGCAGAGAACACCUGCCAGAGCACUUCAGUUCAUGAACCUGCUCAAUGCCACUGCCUACCUGUGCCCUUGAAUCUGCAUAAUGAAAUGAGGCUGUUCUGAGCCCUGGUAAAACCUGAAGGGUCUGAUUACAAUAAUAGAAAGAAGCAUCCCCUGUGUAAUUAGGGGUAUUUUAUUGCUAAAACGAGAUUUUUAAAAUUUUUUUUUUACUACUGGGGGCUUUUGCAUUACCACCUUAGGCAUUUGAUUUUUUUUUUCAUUUAUUUGACUUUCCUCCAUUUCUUUGAGGUAAUGCUGAGACAUCCUCAGUUCUUGUCGAGGGCAAGUUUUUUUUAUCUGUAGCUCUAAAUCCUGUCAGAGCCUGACAGACCCCCUGCUACAGACUAUGUACUUGUUUCACAGGUGUCAUUUCUGUGCAUUCUGUUAUUGGGCUGCCACCUCUGCCAAUUUCAGAACAGAAAAAAACCCCCAUGUGGAACAAUUUUGUACCUGAUAAAAACAAAAGUGAUUAUGGAAAGUUUAAAUUUUCAUCUGCAAUAGGCAGUGUGCUACAAAAACCUGAUCCUUGGCUGGGCUUGAGGUCCUCUCCUAAUGAGUUUUAUUAAUCUGCUUUAUUAAUUUAAACAUGACAGCAGGAAAGCAUUAUCAUCCCUGUCACUUGUUUCACUGUUUUUUAUGUCUUAAAAGCAAAGCCUACUUAUUUAUUAGAGUGAAUAAAGCAGUACACAGGGGUCUCUGUUGAGGUGAUCAAGUUAAACACAGCUGACUUUCUGUAAAGCUCUUGCUAUGGUUUCUUUCUGAAGGGAAGCCAGGGAGUGCCCUCUUAAGAAAUACUUUCAAAACUUUCAGAGCUGGUCUUAAACUAGUCCAAAGGCCUCCUCUGGAUUGCUUAGAGAACAUGAAGUCUGUUCUAGCUUUUGUUUGCUUGGGGAAACACCUGCUAAGUCCAUUUUAAGCUUUUUUUUUUUUUUUUUAAUCCUUGACUUCCAAACCUGAGUGGUUUGCUUCUUGCAAUUGAAACAUGUUUGUAUUUAAGGGUCUGAGCCUGCAUUUUGCAAUGAAUGCAUGGUGAGUGUUCUGUCCUAGCUUGGUUACAUGUUAUAGACACCAAGCUGUGUUCUGGGGGGCUCCUGGAAGCUCCUUUACAGUGCCAAGGCAUGGAGAGGGUUCAGUGCAAGAUUCUCCUUACACUGCACAAGCCUUGCUGUGAGUGUCAGACAGGGCAAGGGCUGGGCUUGGUACAGAACAUGGAAUUGCCACCACUGCCUGCCCUCAGUGUUUGGACCUCCAAAGCCCAUCAGGGGCAGGUCCUGGGUGUUCCAUGCACGGUUUCCUCUGGCCUCUUUUGCUGUUAUUCACAGGAUUUUGGUUUCACUCUCCCUCUAAACACACAACCUGUGCCCCUGGUCCGUGGGAGCACAACUCCCGUGGGUCAGAGGGUGGCCACACCAACCUGCUCCCUGUGGCUUUUGCACACCUCUGCACAUCAGUGUGUGUGUGUGGGGACAGUGCUUGGUACACAAUGAAGUGACUUUCUCACUGAGCUUGCAGAGCUGAUGCCAGCAGGUCAGAGAUCACCUGAACACCUGUAAGCAAACCUGCAGGUAGAGCAGGGGUAGCCCAGUCCCUCGUGUGUGUCACUGUGGCUGGAAGUCUGGCGCCUUGUCUGGGGGGAAAAGCCCCUAUUCCCAGCUACCUCAUUUUUUCUUUCUUUGCACUUUGUCAAGUAUUUUUUGUUUGGUUCUGUUUUAUAUCUCAUUUUGUCCUUCAAUUUAAAAAAACCUAAAAGCAGACAAGAAGCAGGACAGAAUGGUACCAUUGCCCAAGGACAGUUUAAUUUCAUUUUAAAUUAAUGUUUCUGUACAAAAAGACCAAGGUUGACCUGCAGCUGCUGUAAAAAGUAAAUAAAAAUUUCUACUACUUGAAAGUAACUAUUAUACUUGGAAAUGAGAGUAGCAAUUGAAAGACUGUCCUGAUGAUUUUUAAACAGGAAAAGAUCUGUUUAAAAAAUAGAAGUCUCUGCUCUUUUAAGGACAGAUCAGAUAGUUUUCUCUCUGCCUCUACUCUGCUCUCACUGUUUUGCCUGUGAACUUGAUCCAUUAUUUCAGUAGCGAGAUUCACUAAUUUUUCUGUAAUGUCUAAUCAGAUUUUUUGUGGAGUUCCCCAUUUAAUCACCUGCAGAGGAAAAAUUGUUCAAUCAAUGCCCAUCUUCCAUACCUGAAUUUACGGUUCUGCCCAUUUCUUUGUGAUCUUCAGGUAUGUGGGGUUUUGCUUAGACUGAAGAAGUUUUUUAAAAACUGUGUUUUCUUCUGCUUCUAAAGGUGCUAUUUUGACAUAGUUUCAAAUUCCUUACACUGUGCUUGACUUCUAAAAGUACCAAUAUAAGCUGGUAAUCAGCUUGUGUUUGUUCUGUGGGGUUUUUCUGUGAGUAUUCAAUCUCUAUUUUGAAAAGCAUCCCUUUUCAUAAAGACAGCUUCCAAACUGUCAAGGCCUUAAUAAUGCAAAAUGUAAUGGGAAAAUGCUACCUUUUUCCUUUCUUUGUAAAGGCAAAACCAAGAAAUGCUUCACAGAGAACACCUUCCUCUAAAAUUUUGAGGAGCAGCUCAUACUAACUUUCAAUUCAAUGUAGCAAACAUUUUAGUGGCCGUGCACAAAUAGGAGGGGUGAAACAAGGAGCUAUUCAUAACUCUGCAGACUGUACCAAUUAGCUGCUAAUUCCAGAGCCUUCCAUUAGCAUCAUGGUGGCUAUUCCAUAAAUAUUCAUCUUCCCAGGCUUGCUCCCAGGACCUGGCUGUGUGUCUGGGACUCGCUGACCGAUGUGGCUGGUGGGUCACUGGGAUCCCGGUGUGGGGUUUUUCUCAGACCCCUCCUGCUCAGCCCCCCUCAGUGGGGUUUGGGUGCCACAGGUACUUUGUUUCUGGUUUUUGUGCUGUCUUUAUUUUUGUUUGGUCUGUGUCAGUUUAGUUUAGACAUUUGUAACACUGCUACAGGAAGGUUUUUCCUUCUCUGAAGCACAUAAAGUCCUACCCUGUCUGAAGCAGCAGGAAGGAUCAAGGGUUGAUGUUUGAAUUUGUCCAAUCUCCAGACAGCAGGUUAUUUAUUGCCUUCUCACAGGCUCUGCAGUCCCAGCGCUGCAGCAUUUCUCAGUCGUGUUAAUCUGAGAGCCCUUUAGCCUUUUGAAAAGAGUCCAGAGACUGCCUUGUCCUUCUCCUCCUUCACACGUGGGGCGCUGCCCUCUGGGCCAUCCGCACUCAUCCAGGCUGUCACUGCAGAGGAGCCACCGGUUGGUGGCCUCACAGGAGUGUCUGUGUUACCUGCAGCGCUUCUGAAAAACAGCUGAUAAAUGUUUUUUAUCAUUUAUCAGGGCCAUCGAGAAACUCCACUGAGCUUGCAAAUUCCUGAUCCUCCCAUUCUAGGGAAGGCUGAGGAGCAGCAUCAUUCCUUGCCUUGCAGCUGCUCCCUGCUGCACAGGUAAGGGUGAGUCCACACUGUCCCUUACAUAAGGGUAAAAUGUAAAGAUUUACGGGUUGUUCUAGGAGAUCCACUAUUUAGCAUUUGUUGUAUUUAAAUCUGAAACUUCUGGAGGUAUGGAACUGUGGGUUCUGGAACUAUGUCUGCAGUGUGGAACCACAGGUACUGGCCUAAAUAGCUGGGGAGCUUCUGGCAAAGUUGUUUUUCCACUGCACUUUUCUCUUUUUUUGAGAAACCAGAGAUGUGAAACUGCAUCCCAGUUUGUAUGCCCGCUGUUUCAUAAUCCAGAGUGGGAGCCUGAUAAACUGGAAUUAUUUUACCUUCAGAAGGAAAAACGAAAUUUUUUUCACAUUAGAUGAUGCUGUAUCUUCAGAGUUUUCCCUCUGUAAACCAUGUUUAUUGAGUUCCAUGGAUCUUGUGGCAUUGGAUUAAAGAAUAUGAAUACAUAAGUAUUAUAAGAAUGAUAACUAGUGUACUUAGUCUGACUUUGUACGGUACAAAUACUCUAUUUUAUCUUAAGAGAAUGAAAUGACUAUUGAGUAAUCCAAUUAUGAUAUCUGUACUGCAUGAACCAAGUAAUAGGAGGGUGUUGGAAUGUGAUGUCACAUUGCUGCCACUCUCCUAAAAGUUCAAUGUUCUGUCAAAUCGAAGAUCUUGAUAAUUACCAGGAUAUGGUCAGAAUAUAUUGCCACUUUUUCUACAAAAGGCAUAUUGGUGAGGUAAAAGCACUCACCUGUUGUUUACCAUCUGUGGCAUGCAGCUGGACAGCAGGGGUUAUCCCCACCGUCCAGCUGUUGUGCUCUGACUCCUGUAUUACAGAUGUGGUCACUGUUACAGGCUUUUUAUGUGUGUACGUGUUCUGUGGGUCCUUCUGUGCUUUGUGUGGAAAUGGAGUUUUGGCUUUUAUAUGUCCACCCUAAAGUCUUUAGAAAUUACUUGAUGAGUCACUUGGGGUCAGGGUUUGGAAUGCUCGGAUUGGAGUAUGUUGAGUUACUUCUGUUUAAAACAGGGAAAAAUAAGACAUAAAUGCUCUUUGACCUCAAUCAAACUAUGCAAUACAGCACACCAGAGAGCUGAAUCCCUUGUGAUACAGAAGUGCAGCUCCUGUGUCCUUCCAAACCCAGUCCUUGGUCCAAGGUUAGGAGAGCUUGUACUCAAUGGCUGCCCAAGAAUCUUGUAUCCACAUCAACUCCAGUUCACUGCUUUUCCUGCUGCCCCUCUCCUGGCCUGGCAGUUUCUCCGGGUCAGGCUGUUGGGUGUUUUGGCUGGGAAUGAUGUGAUCUCCACGUGUGUCCCUCCUGUUGUCCCGUGGUGUUGUCAGCCGGAGCUGGUCCUGUAGCCCCCAGUGCGGCUUUACCCGCUGGGGCCACUUCACCCUGUUUGCACCUCCCUGCCCUGGAGCAUGUGGGGUGUUUGGGGUCUGCUGUGGCCCCUGCCUUGGUGUUGUCUUGCUUUCCCUGUGUCUGUCAGUUGUGGAUCUGGUGCUUACAGUAAAGAAUCCCUGUGAUGUCUCAAAUCCAGUCCAAGUAUGUUUUCAUUUCUGCCGCUUCUGUGUGAGUUUGAGUUUGAUUUGAUUCUGCUUCUGUGGCAAUUCAGGGAUAAAUGCUCAUGUGGUCAGGACUGCUGGUAAAGGUUCUUUGUUCUCCCAUGGCUUCAUUUUUCCGGUGAAAUUUGUUCCUUGUGUUCCUCCUCUUCCCCUGCUAUAAAACAGGUACCAUUUUUCCUGGUUCUGCCCUCCUCUCCCAGGAGAUCAUGAAUUCUUCAUUUACUCAACCCACCCCAGACCUCGUACAGUUUCUGCCUCCUACCUCCCUUUACUCUUUUGUCUCUCUUUAAUUCAGAUUGACCUCGAUUUCUUUCUCUGAUUCCAAAAAGGGAUUUUGGUGCAUAACCUGGGAGACAAGCAGGAAAGCUCUCUCUGCAGGUGUCUGUGUACAUCCAUUCCCUGCCCAGCACACGCAGUGUAAGGGGCUCAGCCUGUUCCAUUCCUUCCCCCAGGUUUUUCCUAGUGCUAAGCAGACCACAGGCUGAAGCCAUUUCUUAUUUCUUUUGGUAACUGAAAAAUAUUAGGAGAUUUUCUUCUUUGGAAAUAGCCACUGCCGUUGAGCAGGUGGCAUGAGAGAGAGGGUUGUUAUGCUUCCAUAUUCAGUAUUUUUAAUUGAGGAACAAAUAAUUUAUUUUGGGAAAUAAUGUAAAUUUUUUUGUAUUUGUAUGUCAAAGUGGCCUUUAUAGGAAAAGCACAUAAAAUAUUGAGAUUAAAAUUGCUUAGUUGUGUAAUUUCAGUGGGGAUUUUUGUAUUGACAGGGUUUCUAUGCAUUUUUCAAAAUAUACUUGCUGUUUUGUGUUAGAAUUAUUGGAAAUCUUUUUAAAAACAUGUAUUACCACGUUUUCCAUGGUUGAUCCCUUUACUAUCAUUCCUUUUGAAUACUAAAAAGAUUUUAAUUAACCCUGUAAAUUAAUUUUUCCCCACAAAUAUUUGCAUUAAGUCAAUAUAAUGAGUUAUAGCAUGGGUAUGUAGCUUUAAGGGAAUAAGCCGAGUAGUGCAGUUUAAUUCUGGAGAUGUGUUUGCAGAAGGGUGGUACAGCAGCGUUUCAAUUGCACUUAAAACACUAAAUUAGGAAAUUAGGUUUUUGCUGUACCUCACUAGGGUUUUAUUAAAACGUGUCCAUCCUGAAUUGUUUACACUUGAGCAUUAUUUAACUAUGUAUUAUUUGUGCAGUUUGCAGUUCUCUGUUCUGUUGGGAUUAUGUGAACAUUAACAGACAGGAGAAGUUUUGGAGUGUGUGGUGUCCUCAUGGGUUUGAUGUGAGUUUGGGGAGGGAGGACAGAGGAAAGUUAGGUCCAUUAGUGUAUUUUUCCAUUUAAUUAUGUACACAUUUUCACAUUAGCUGAGACUGAAUUAUUGAACUUACAACUGAACUGUGAGUAAAAUCAGUGGUUUGGGGGUGGGGGAAAUGAAGGGGUUGCAGAACUUUAGACAAACCCCCUUAAGUUGCACUGUGGUACAACUGCCCUGACUGCCUGUGCACAGCAUAGCCCGAGGGGAUCCCUCACACCCUGCUAGCAUUGCUCUGCUUUUCCUUUCUCUUCUCCAGGUGUUGCUGCAAAGUUUGCUGAGUAGGAUCUUCCAAGGAAUUCUAUCAACCGAGACUUGAGUUUUAUCAUUUUAUGUUUGUAGUUUUAAUUUUCGUUCUCAUUUCUGUUUCGUAGGAGAUCCCCCAUGUUCACAGGUUAGUGUAAGUGCAGGCUUUCAGGUGUAGCACCAAAUGAGUGUUUCAUGCAACCAUGCAUUCUGUAACUGAAGAAAAAUGUGCAAUUCUAAUGGCACUUUGACCCAUUGCUGAAACACUGGGUUUUGCAAUUGAACAAACUCAACAAUUGAAAACACUCUGUGUCUUAAUUAGAUGUCUUGAAGGUGAAGCAAAAGGCAGUUACUCCAGUUGUACCCAUGGAUAAUUUGGUAUUGAGGUUUUUUAAAUAGCUUUUUGGUCUGUUUUUAGAAAAAACACUCGUUUCUUGGUUUACUUUAGUUGCCAUAAAUUGCCCAGUGCAGAGUCUGGUCCACCUCCAUUUGUUUAUUUUCACGGAAUAGUUGCACAAAAAACUGGUAACAGCAAAGUAGGAAAGCUCUUUGGUUACUCACCAGUAGCUUCCCUUGCAGAAUUGCUUUGUGGCUCACACAUGGUAUGAAAAGGGACACGGGAAUUUUCCUGGAUUCAGUAGCACUCGCUUUGUUUACGUGUUCAGUAGAACGUUGGGUGACUAAAGGGAGGCUCCCUUUUUAAAGUAUUUGACUUGUGCUUUGAGGACUUAGUCGCCACUGUGCAAAUUGUGCUGUAAUAUUGUACCAAGGAUCAGUGAAAGUGUUUUAUCUUUUUUAAUGUCGUUUGUAUUUGACCGGGUUUUAUAAAUGUAAGAAAACAGAGUGUUGUAUUUUGAUCUGAAAUUUGCGUAUGGUAAAAGUAACUUUGCUUUAUGUAUUGGAGGUUUGUUCAGAACUUGAAUCAUUUUAUAGAAGGGUACAGACCAAAAUUAAUUGUCUUAAAGGUGUUUAAUAAAUUAACCAAAUAAAACAUUGAUUGUUUGAAAA
This is a messenger RNA of Prinia subflava (tawny-flanked prinia), 15322 nucleotides long. It is a transcript of the gene GAN, whose product is annotated as gigaxonin. NCBI's taxonomy places the organism in Eukaryota, Metazoa, Chordata, Aves, Passeriformes, Cisticolidae. Gene Ontology annotation, biological process: cytoskeleton organization. Gene Ontology annotation, molecular function: protein binding. Bases 95 to 1888 code for a protein of 597 amino acids. The record is from RefSeq and is a predicted model, not a curated record. The transcript has 11 exons.